CGCUGAUCGGAAAGUACGCCGGAGUAAUUUGAUGAGUGAUUGACUUCGAUUUGUAGCUGAGUGUGUCACUGUUUUAGUGUUUGAGGAAGAAGCUUACGAGUGUGUGAAGAGAAAAAUGCCGAGGCCUGGACCUAGACCUUACGAAUGUGUGAAACGAGCUUGGCAUAGCGAUCGUCAUCAACCUGUUCGUGGUUCAAUUAUUCGUCAGAUUUUCAGGCUUGCCAUGGAAGCACAUAGCGCGGCGACGAGGAAGAACAAAGAAUGGCAGGAGAAAUUGCCUGUGGUUGUGUUAAAAGCUGAAGAAAUCAUGUACUCUAAAGCCAAUUCCGAGGAAGAGUAUACAGAUGCUGAUACUAUGUGGAAUAGAGUAAAUGAUGCCAUUGAUACAAUUAUUAGGAGAGAUGAGAGUACAGAAACUGGUCCUCUGUUACCUCCUUGUGUUGAAGCUGCUCUUAAUUUGGGAUGUAUUGCUGUAAGAGCUUCAAGAAGCCAACGACAUAGUAGCGUAAGGACUUACCUCGGUCCAAAACUUCAGGAAUCUGUUUCGGCGACGACUAAUGAGCCGCCGUACCAUCAUGAAUAUCAUCAGCAAGCUCAACAAUCAUCCAUCAAACCAAGCCAGACAGCUCAAGCUGCAAUCCCUGUGGAUUUGCUUGAUAACAGCAACAAGCGUGUAGCUACUCCUCGUGGUUACCCGUUUCUACAUGAAUCCAUGCAGAUGCAUCAAAAGCCAUUGGCAAUAAGACAAGGAACUAGCACUGCUCCUGGUCCUGCUCCAGCUCCAGUCAACUUGGGUUCGGUCUAUCCUUUGUAUUACGGAGGUAAUAAUCAGACUCAGCAAGCCGACAUGCCUUUCAGAGUCCCUGAAGCUCCCAUAAUCAUUGGCAUGCCUAUUGGUAUAAAGCCCCCAGAAGAAGCAACAGAGAGGGUCUGUGAUUUAUCCUUGAGGCUUGGUAUAUCUUCAGAACCGUCUACAAGAAUAGAUAUCGGGUCUAGUCGGGCUUACCCGGGAAGAAACCAAGAAGAGUUAUGUUUAUUCUCAGAGGUAAAGAAGAAUGAUAGGUUUGACUGGUUUUCAAAUAGUGAAGGUCAGAAUUCAGAUUCGAGAGUUAAAAAGCACAAAACUUUGUGUGGAGAUUUCCUUUAGGACUUGCUUAGUUGUUGUUACUCAAAUCUUGUAAAAGCUUCAGGUUUAUUGGUUUGAUAUUUUGUUGACUCUACUAGUCUUAGCUUUAGCUUCAGUUUUUAAAAUAAAGAUCCCUGGAUUGA
This is a messenger RNA of Arabidopsis arenosa, 1269 nucleotides long. The record is from the annotation of a GenBank genome assembly. Lineage: Eukaryota; Viridiplantae; Streptophyta; Magnoliopsida; Brassicales; Brassicaceae.